Molecule: messenger RNA, 2677 nt
Organism: Antechinus flavipes (yellow-footed antechinus)
Lineage: Eukaryota; Metazoa; Chordata; Mammalia; Dasyuromorphia; Dasyuridae
Gene: CFAP221
Product: cilia and flagella associated protein 221
Exons: 24
Coding region: 164-2659 (831 amino acids)
Biological process (GO): cilium assembly; cilium movement
Cellular component (GO): cilium
Source: RefSeq, a predicted model, not a curated record
UGGCCCCGGCUGGGGAGUCCCGCUGGCCGGGCCGCUCUAGGCUCUCCGCCCGGGGCGGCGCGGGGCGAGGGGCACGGCCCUGCGGGCCCCGGGACAAGCCCUCUCUUAGGAAUUGAGGUGAACUAUUGACCAAAAUAUUCGAGACUGCACUUUUCAUAAUAAAAUGGAGGUGAUAAAUUCAGCAGAGAUAAAUCCGAGCAAAGAUAUAAGAUCACAUUCCAGCAUAUCUCCUGUUCUUCUGGCCAGCUUAGUAGAAGAGCCAAAGAAAAAAAAGGAAGUACCUAAUCAUCUACUAGAAUCAAAAAUUUUUACAAAGCUUGAACAAAAUAAAGUUGUAAAAGCAGAACCUGGAAUAAUACAUUUUGGAAGCUACAAAAUAGGAGACUAUCAUGAACAGAUUUUGAAGCUGAUCAAUAUUUCUGAUGAUGUCAUAAAUCUUCAUAUUUUACCCCCACAAACCAAAUAUUUUGAGAUCAAGUACGUUAAAAAAAAUCGUCUUGUUCCUGGCCUGUCCCUUAAAGUGACAGUUGAAUUUUCUCCAGAUGAAUGGCGUUAUUAUUAUGAUUGUAUCCGCAUUCACUGUCAGGGAGAUGAAACUUUACUUAUUCCUCUCCAUGCCUAUCCAGUCCUAAACACUCUGGAAUUUCCUUCAUUUAUAAAUCUACCAGAUAUUCCAGUUGGAGAAAGUGAGGAUUAUGUUAUUCCUCUACAAUGCAGCUGCCCAAUAGAUUUUGAGUUUCAUGUCAUUGUGCUUCAAGCUGAUGAAUCUUUUAUUGUUCAUCCAACAUCAGGAAUAAUUCCAUCCAAUGGGAAAGCGAAUCUGACUAUUACAUUUGCACCAUUUAGAUAUGGAACUGCACGAUUAAAAUUGCAGCUGUGGGUUUCUGAGUUCAAUCCUACGCCUUAUGUAUGUACAUUCACUGCGACAUCAUCUCCUCAAUUGGCUAUGAGAUUAGACGAUUUUCAGAAAUUAAAUAAUCUCUCCAAGAAAAUUCAAAUUCCUCCUGGAAAGACACACGUAAUUGUAACUAAGAAAAAACCAACUGAAAAAGCCAAACCUCCAGAAAUUAAGGAAAUUGAAUACAGAGACUUCAAAUUUCCAGUAAAUUUUUCCAGUCAUUUUGCUGUGGCAAGCGUUUUAAACCAAGAAGAAGGAAAAUUGAAACUUAGAGAAUUAAGAAAAGUUUUUCACCGUCCUGAUGAAUCAUCCAAAACGAGACCAAUGAAAGAAGCUCUGUUUUUACAUAAAGUCAGAUGGGAUGCUGUUGAAGAAGCAGAAAACCAUCUUAAGUGGCAGAUUCAUCUUGGUAAAGAUCCCAUCACUUAUAGAUAUAAAGUACAACAUCAAGAAGAAGUGAAAAGAUUUUGGGAACAGUAUGAGGCAGCAAGAGGAGACCCUAUUUUGGAAAAGGAAUUUCAGCGCCUGAAAUCAGAAGUUAUCAAUACACGAAUCUUUCGAAAAUUAGAAAAGGAAAAACCAUUGUUAUUUCCAAAAUUUGAUCUUCUUGUUAAUAAUCCUUGGCUUAAGAAAUAUAUGAUGCAAAAGAGAUUUCAACAAGCAGCACGAAAGAUCCUGAUUCGAAAAAGACUACAGAAAAAAUUAGAUGAUUUUCAUAAAGUAGACAAGCAAAUGGUAUUAAGAAAAUUUGAAGAAGAAAGAAAGACAGAGUUUGGAUCAAAAUCCACUUGUCCAUAUGCUAUGAGUCUCGAUGAAUCUACUAUCCAUUUUCAUGUGACAAAAGAGGAAAUAUUGCCUUUUAAAUUUCCUCCUCAUUCUUCUGAUCAAAAGUCUGAUGAAUUGGCUUCUGAUGGACUUGGACUAGUGCCCAUUAAAUCAUCAGAGGUUCAAGUCAAACAAAGUCACCAGUUUCUUAACUUGCAGGUUCCUCAAGUUUAUACUACCAUGGGAUACAAACCAUAUUGUAUCCAGCAAUGCUCGUGGAAUUAUAAACCUCAAAAACUUGCUCGACAGCUAAAACAGGGAGCUUUGGAGGAGAUGAUCCCUACAGUGUUACCACAGAAAACUGAAGACAACUUAAUAUCCUAUGGAAAAUUAUCACUAUUGAAUCUGACUGCUCCUGACACUCUACUCAAGCCUCCAUUCUAUCAUCCACUCUGUAUUUUUAAUCCAAAUCCAGGAAUAUUUGCAAUGAAGCACCAGAUGACCUACUCAGAAGUAACAAUUGAUUAUCACCUCUGUACGCAUCCAAAAUAUGUAUUCACCAAAGAAUAUCAUAAAGGAUCAAAUAUUAAUAUUACACAAAAGAAAUUUCUAAAUCGAAAGAACAUCAUUCCAGGAGUAAUGAAUUGGAAAAAGUUCAGCCCAGUGGUUCUUUCAGCUAUGCCUGACACCUCUACCAUAACAUCAGUUUCUUGUCAGGAUCCCUACAAUACGGAUAUGCUUCCAAUUGACUUACCCCCAAUUCUCAAUGAAUUACAAGAAGAAGACAAGAUAGAAAUAAUUGAACAGGAGCCUGGUGAUCAACUCUCCAACAUAUUGACUCCAGAAAUGCUCAGAGCUGAAUUUAUGAUGUUAGAAAGUAAAGAUGCAAAAGAUGACAAAGACCAUCCAUUUCCUGAAAAACUUGGAACAAAGGUAUCGCAGAACGUCCAAAAUAUGCAGUCAAAAUCAAAUAAUAGAAAUCUACUUCUGGAAUAAAAAGUUUUCAAUAGGUCA